UACAUUUACCGGGGAUUCCGAAGCGCCGUAUGACACGGUUGACGUCACUCCCAUGUCACAAUUCUUCCAAGGUUUUUAUGCCCGCGAGAAAGCCAUGCCGGCAACGCGAUGCGCAGAUCAGGAAGAAAACAUUUCAUUUGUGCCGAGGAUCGUGGAUGGAGUCUAUGCCAAUAUCCACGAGUAUCCAUGGCAGGUCGCACUCUUCUACAUAACACCUGGAAAAAAUAAAUCCAAGUCUGCCUUUUUCUGCGGAGCCUCACUCAUCAGUGACAGCUUCGUGUUGACAGCAGCGCACUGCGUCCUCGGAUCGUCCAAGAGAGCGGACAGAAUCAGAGCAAUUCUUGGAGAUCACGAUCUCUCCACCAGGAAAGAGACCGAUAGCACAUACCGUGACAUACGCAGGAUAAUUUUCAACGUUCACUAUCGUGCUGACACCGUCCGGAAUGAUAUCGCACUUCUGCAGCUCGAAAAACCUGUCAUGUUUUCCUCGUCCAUCAACCCAGUCCUCUUGCCGUGGGCACUCGAUGACACGUUUGAAGGACUGAACGCAACUGUGACGGGCUGGGGCCGCGAUAAAAUUGGAAAGCGAAUCUCGUCCUACGUUCUCAAGGAAUACUCUUCAUCGCUGCUCACUGAGGCUACCUGCGACCGGCAGUGGUCCACGAAAUCUACCCUCAAGCCGCAGCUCUCUACCGACCCGAAGAAACAAAUAUGCCUCGAUGUUAGCAAAGGUUCUCCGUGUCAUGGAGAUUCCGGUGGCCCUCUCGUAGUGUGCAGCGGCGAAGUGUGCACUCAGGUGGGUGUGGUGAGUUUCGGGUUCCCGCUCUGCAAGAACGUUGGCCUCCCGGCAGUGUUCACUCGUCUCACCUACUACCGCCCCUGGCUUGACAUCAACAUGGCUUCCGCCAACGCCAUGCCGGUGUGAUGAACAGAUUAAAGUUUCACUUUAAUUUGAACUUCUUCUAUUGUGAGCCUUUAACAGAUUUCAAUUAUACGCUAGCAACCACACUAGAGAAAAUAAUUGGCCCCUCUGGUUUACGGUAAUCUGGCCUCCUCCCGUAAGAUGAAACUAUUUCCCUUCAUUUUGUACUCUGCGCCUACCCUUGUGUGUGUUAUCAUUUAUUUUUUGAUAAUAUAAUCGCUGUUAGUUUGCAUCAUUUAUAUUUUACAAUAAAUAAUGGGGAAGUAGUACGGCAGACAACUGUGAACCAUACAUUGGAGACUUUACCUACUAAACUUACAUCAAUAACAGGUCAGACAUGACACGGGGAAGUUUUCAAAGCCUUUAUAGUAAUACAACUAGGGAAAGUGAAACGUUCGUUCGCGUCGAAGGCCAUUGUAUUGUGUUAAUUUCUUUUGUUUUUAUUUCAGAAUACCAGUGAAUACAGAUGAUAAUCAUAAUAUUUUUAUUCAGCUCACAGUUAUCACUUCAUAAUACGAUGCCUAACAAUAGAAAAUAAGUAGAUAAGUGAAUACUUAACGCUCAAUUUGUACGAAAUUAUUUGAAUUAUUUAUCCAUAUAAUUUUUCGAAGAGCACAAUUCCAUUAUUUAUUACAUUGGUUUGCUCAAGUAGCAAAUUUACAAAACAAUUUAAAGGCGAAUAAACUAUCAAGUAAAUUCAUUGUUGUUUUUAACAUAAACUUUUCGGAGACUUCAUCAUCAGUUCAAAAAUUUCAAGGAUAGAGUUUAGUCAAUAGAGCAACCAAAUUUACACGGUAGUGAUUAAAACAUAAUUGAUAAAUAAAUCGAAAAAUCUAAUUAUGGAAACUAAUUAUUCCCUCGAAAUUACGUGUAGUAUUCGAUAGGUUUUAUCGCUUCUGCGCAUGUUUAUCUGCCUAUUUUUGUUGUAAUCUAACCUUGAAAAUUUUGUUGAUCUAUUGAUUAAGCUUGUUAUGUGGAAGAAAUUUUAAUUUUCUUUCUGUUAAAUUCUUGUUUAAUUCAAACAUGUAGUAGUUUGUUACUCCAGUACAAAGGAAUUUCAAAACAUUGCGUUUAAUUAAAAAAGAAUGAUCAACAGCAGUGAACAGUGGAAGAGCUCAUGAAUUUAAGAGAAAUGAAACGACAGCGGACAUGGCGAUUAGGAUGUAGCAGACCGCGCUAAAUCUUGCUUAUAGCCUCGUUGGUCGGUCUGACCAAUGUUAUAGCCUCGCUGUUCGGUCUGACCAAUCUUGUAGCCUCGUGGUCGGUCUGACCAAUCUUAUAGCCUCGCUGUUCGGUCUGACCAAUCUUGUAGCCUCGCUGUUCGGUCUGACCAAUCUUAUAGCCUCUCUGUUCGGUCUGACCAAUCUUAUAGCCUCGCUGUUCGGUCUGACCAAUCUUAUAGCCUCGCUGGUCGGUCUGACCAAUCUCAUAGCCUCGCUGGUCGGUCCUACCCAGUAUCUUGUUCGCAUCUAUUACGUUCAUUGAAUAUUUUUCCUGAAUUUCCGGCACUAUAAAAAAAGAGGUUAU
This is a messenger RNA of Hyalella azteca, 2449 nucleotides long. Its product is annotated as chymotrypsinogen B-like. The coding region runs from base 53 to 925 and encodes 290 amino acids. Lineage: Eukaryota; Metazoa; Arthropoda; Malacostraca; Amphipoda; Hyalellidae. The transcript is spliced from 6 exons. The record is from RefSeq and is a predicted model, not a curated record. Gene Ontology annotation, biological process: proteolysis. Gene Ontology annotation, molecular function: serine-type endopeptidase activity.